This is a messenger RNA of Culicoides brevitarsis, 2055 nucleotides long. RefSeq names its product serine proteinase stubble-like. Lineage: Eukaryota; Metazoa; Arthropoda; Insecta; Diptera; Ceratopogonidae. Gene Ontology annotation, molecular function: serine-type endopeptidase activity. Bases 63 to 1733 code for a protein of 556 amino acids. The record is from RefSeq and is a predicted model, not a curated record. Gene Ontology annotation, biological process: proteolysis. The transcript is spliced from 4 exons.
CCACUGAAUCACAUCUUCUUCACAUAUUCCUCGAAAUUUGACAAGAAUUUAUUUUAUUGACGAUGAAAUUCACAUUUCUGCUUGUUUUUUUCGCAUUUUUUGUUCAAAAAAUCAGUUCGGUGCAAUAUUUGCCGAAUCCCUGUCCAAAUUAUUUUAGAUAUUUCCGCGAAGGGUACGUGACUUAUGGAAUUAUUGAAGUGCCGCCAAUCGAAUUGGGAAUGAACUUGAAAUUGAAUGUUGAGUUGUCAUUAAAAGCUCAGCUACCGAACAAUUAUUACGGUUCACUCGAAUUACUUGGAAAAAAGGCUGCCGCAUUACAAAGCAUUCUCUAUGGACGUCGAAUUCGGUACAAAGUGAAUUUUCCGAUGCAACAUACGUUGCCAAGAUUAACGAAAAUUGUCUACAAUGGUCAAUUAAUUUGUCAUGGACCACCGGAACAGGGACUCGUGACGGUGAUUCGACUGGAACACACGUUAAAAACGGAAAAUCAGCUGGAUUUGGUGAUUUUGCCGAAUGGAACUUUCAGUGUCGCGCCGCUGGGAACAACAACAACGACUCCAAUGCCAACGAAAAAUGACACGGAAGCCGAAGGAGUGUCGGAUAGAUUGGAAAAGGCGACCGAAAAGGGCAUGGAGACAACGACAGUGGCAUCAACAACGACUUCUAGCACAAGUACGACAACGACGGAGGCUCCAAGUACAACAACAACCACGACUACGACGACGACGACAGAAAUGCCAAGCACAACAACAACAACGAAGGAAGAAACGACGACGACGACAACAACAACAACCACAGUUAAGCCAACUACGACGACCAUGGCUAGUCUAGAAGAUUUGCUGGCAGAAUUAUAUGGAUCUGAUUCGAAGUUUACGAAAACAACAGAGGCACCGUCGACCACAAGUGCCACUUCUUUAAGUGACUUAUUUGAAGAAAACGAAGUUUGUGGAAGACCUGUUCCUGCUGGAAACUCUCUAGUUCUUAAUGGAACUCCAACAGUUCGUGGCGAAUUUCCUUGGCUCAUCGCAAUUUACACGAAGAAAACAAAAAACCUCGAAUAUCAAUGUGGCGGAACUCUCAUCACAAAUCAAGCCAUUUUAACUGCUGCUCAUUGCAUUCAUCUGCACAACGACGAUAUCCUGACAGAAAAUGAGAUCGUGCUCUUUAUCGGUCGCAAUGACAUCGACGACUGGACCGAAACUGGCUACAUUUCCCCAAAAGUUAAAAAAAUCAUCGUUCAUCCGGAUUACAAGAAAUCCGACACGACAAGUGCUGAUGCCGAUAUCGCCAUAAUUUUAUUGAAGCUGAAAGUUACGUUCACCCAAUUUAUUCGUCCGGCCUGUUUGUGGCGCGGACCAACGAGAUUUAGUGAUAUUGUGUCGAAAAACGGGACCGUGGUGGGAUGGGGACGUGAUAUGGCAGGAGUUAUUACGAGCACGCCGAAUAAAGUGGUGAUGCCAAUUGUGUCGGAAAGUGCGUGUUUGCGAUCGCAUGAAAGUUACCGAUUUUUGACUUCAAAUCGGACAUUCUGUGCUGGAAAUAGAGAUGGUUCGGGACCCUGUAAUGGCGAUUCGGGUGGUGGUUUGACGAUGUUUAAGAACGAAAGAUGGUACUUGCGAGGCAUUGUGAGCACAAGUUUGUACGAUACGAGCACGAGUAGCUGUGAUGUGAAAAAUUAUGUCGUUUUUACUGAUGUCGCGCAAUUUUUGGAUUGGAUUCAUUCGUAUCUGUAAUUUUAAAUAAUAAUUUUUUAACUUAAGAAUUGAAUUAAAUUUUUUGAUAAAAUUGACGUAUUUCGGAAAUUUUAUCAGAUGACAUAAAAUUUUAGUUAGAAUUAAGAAUAAAAACCGGUAUUUGACUUAAAUUUCUUUGUUUAUUGCUUCUGAGUAAGAUCAUAAAAUAUUUUUGCAAAAUUUUUGAAUUUUGUUGUAAUUUCGUUUGUUGAUUCGAUCAAAGAUAAUGAACCAAAAAUAUGAGUCAUCAUUGACGUGCGAAAAACUCCCGAAUCUCAAAUCGCGGUUUUUAUGUUAAAAAAGUUUUAAAACGUGAAUAGUU